GAGGCCAACGAUAGCAGGGUGCGCGCAGUAGCGCGCAAGUGUCCAGCGGACGCACGAGACCUAGUCCUCGCGGGACUAGGCAUGGCAAGGGUACGAUGUGCACGCGCAGGUGGGAUGGGCGCGCAUAGAGCGAUGGACGAUGCGCGGGCAUUGGGCGUGCCGGACGACGAGCGCGGGGCGCAAGGCGACACGUGUGAGGCACAAUGCGAGAACAAGCAGGCAAGCCUAAUCCUCCUUCAGCUGACCGGUGAUGCUCGAAUCUGGUGGAAUGCCAACUGGAGUAUGCGUCCCGACAAGAAAGAAGGUUGUACCUGGGAGAGGUUCAGGGAGAUAAUCCGUGAGAAGUAUUAUCCCACGUACUACCGAGCAGAGAUGGAGCGUCAAUUCCUGUCGCUCAAACAGGGUACUUGUUCUGUUGAUGAGUACGAAAGAGAAUUCACUAGACUUGCAGCUUUUGUUCCAGACUUGGUGUGUACGGAGGCACAGAGGGCACAUCGGUUCACUGACGGGCUUUACCCAGCAGUCCGUCACAACAUUGUAGGUCACGGAGCCCAUACCUACACUCGUGCUGUUUCGAAUGCCCAAGAGGUGGACGCCAGCAUUAGGAGAGAGGCGAACCGCGACCGUUCUCAACCAUCCGCCCCUGCCCAGUCAUCCACAGCUCCAUCA
Molecule: messenger RNA, 669 nt
Organism: Striga hermonthica
Lineage: Eukaryota; Viridiplantae; Streptophyta; Magnoliopsida; Lamiales; Orobanchaceae
Source: the annotation of a GenBank genome assembly